AUGAAGAUAUGGACAACCAUGUUCGGGCUGGAAACCCGCGUUUGGCAUGGGAACCAAAUUUCCAAAAGAUGUUAUAAAAAUAAAGGAACCGAUGGACUUAACGCCGGUGAUAAAACUUCGAAUGGGCCAAGGCAUUCGCCCUUAGGAGUCACCGGUUGCCGAUGGAAUGCCGCUGGUAAACUCACAGCCGCAGUCAAAUCGAAAGCAUCUAUGAUGAUCGGAACUCACAAUGUACGAUCCUUGGUUGAUGUAUCGAGAAGAGACAGUGAAAACAUCGCGGCGACACACUCUAGAUGUCUAGUUGUGGCACUCCAAGAAACUCGGAUAUCCAAGCAACAAUCCACAAUCACAGACGAUGGUAACGAAUUCAUAUUCUGCUCCAUGUCUCAAAAAAGAGUUGCUGGUGUUGGGUUUUGGAUUAAAAAAGAAGCACGUCAGUUGGUGGAAAAUGUGGAAGAAUAUGGCGAUAGAAUUGCCGUUAUGAAGCUGAGUGUUGGACCAACAAAAAUUGCCAUCAUAAACGCUUAUGCUCCAACUACAAAAGCAGCCGAAAAAGACACCGAUCAAUUCUAUAAACUUCUUCUCAAAAUUUAUAAAAGUAUACCCGAAUCGUGGACGAAAAUUGUUUGUGGAGACUUCAAUGCCGCCAUCGGGAAAACCACAUCAGAAGAACAUCCAGUUACGGGAAGAUAUGGAAUGAAGAACAUUGACAGAAAUGAUAAUGGAGAUGCUCUGUUGAAUUUUGCCAAUUUGUUGAGACUUUCGAUCAUGAACACGCACUUUAAGAAAAACCGAAGAGAUUAUUGGACGUGGAGAAAUGAAAAUGGAAAAAUCACCUCCAUGAUCGACUUUUUCCUGGUUAAAUGGUCUCGAAGAUUUCUGGUCAAGAAUAUCGACACUUUUGAUUCGAAAUUUGAUUUGUCGGAUCACAGAAUCGUCCGCGCAGAAAUUUAUACUUCCAACGCAAAUAUCAACAAAUCCACAAGAAAACCCAGAACUCCCACAAAAACGGCAUUGAAACUUGACAAAUCUCGAUAUGCGACUGCCUUGGCAAACUGUGAUGAGAUGAAUCAUUGCAAUUAUGAAACAUUGGUGAAUCUGCUGAAGUUAUGCGCCAAAAAUUCCUCGGAUCCAGUGCCGAAACAGUCAAAAAUCAGUGAUGAAACCAUGAAAUUGCUCGCCGAUCGAAAUCGGAUCUUGAACUCGAACAAUAGCUCCAUAGCUGAAAGAAAAAAGAUAUCGAGUGAAGCGAGAUCGUCGAUGAAAAGAGAUGCUGAAAAGUGGAAAUGUGAAAUUAUACAAAGAGCGGUUGAGAAAAGAAGAAGCAUCAAGAAAGCAUAUCGAAGAACAGAUGAAAAAUCAGAGCUGUUUGGAAAAUUGAAAUUGGCAAAUGGCACCACGACAACAAAUCGCUCAAAAAUUCGUGAAGAAGUUCAAAAGCAUUUCUCCGAACAAUUCAAGAAUCCGGGACAAGCAACACAAAAACAAGUCCACACACCAAGAAAUCCCCUUCCCAUCUUGUCUGAAGAGGUGGCUUUGGCAAUAAACCGGUUGAAAACAAAAUCAGCAAUGGGCGUGGAUCAAAUAAGUGGAGAAAUGUUGAAAUUUGGUGGCGAACACUUGUUUCGAAAUUUGGCCAGAUGUUUUAAUGAAACGAUUGAAAAUGGCGCAACACCUGGAGAUUGGAACAAGAUUCGGUUGAAAUUAUUGGAGAAGAAGAAAAACCCAGAAUGUCUAAAAGAUGUGCGACCAAUUUCAAUAUUGUCAAUACCGGGUAAAAUCUACACAAAAGUUCUCACAAAGAGGAUGAUGAAAAAAUCAGAAGAAUACCUCGAUGAAAGUCAAAAUGGCUUCCGCCCAGGAAGAUCUUGCUCCGAAAAUCUUCAAUCCAUCACAUGUUUAUGGGAGAAAUGCCACGAGUAUGAAAUUCCACUGGUGCUCACGUUUAUUGAUUAUCGGGCAGCAUUUGAUUCAAUAUUUUGGAAUUCGGUAGAGGACGGUGUUCUGGAAUCGGGUUUUGAGCCCCAAUAUAUGGAAGCGGUGAAAAGUUGUAAUGAGAUCGGAACUGGUGAAGUUGAAAUAUUUGGCAAGAAAUUGGAGAUAAAAAUGGAAAGAGGAGUACGUCAAGGUGACUCUUCAUCACCAGCUCUAUUCGCAAUCGCUCUCCACAAAUUGCUAAACGAAGCUGACCCGUUACCCGAAAAUGACGAGGAAAAUAAUUUCGGAAUCCGAGUGAAUGGACAAUAUAUAUCAAGAUUGCUAUUCGCAGAUGAUGUAGUUCUUAUUGACAAAAACCCGAAAGACGCAUCAAUCAGAGCUUCAAAAAUUGCCAAGAUUUGCGAAAAAGCUGGUCUUCAUUUCAAUACAGCAAAAUCUAAAGUUCUCCGAAAUGAUUGUGCGAACCCCGCAAGUGUACGGGUGAAUGGAAUACCAUUGGAAGACGUGGAUCAGAUCAAAUAUCUUGGAAGAAUAUUUCGAAAAGAUGGACUGUUGGAUGCGGAAAUAAGUAAUCGAAUAAGAGCAGGAUGGGCAGCAUAUCAUGGCAUCGCUUCAGCAAUCGAAAAUAUCGAUGAGAAAAAUAAGAACCAUUUUCUCAACUCUAGCGUUAUGGCCGCAAUAACAUAUGGGUCCGAAACCUGGAAUACAAAAGUUGCUGAUGUCAGGAGAAUUCAAAGAACUAUCUCAUAUAUCUGGGAAAAAGCUGAAGCUGGAAAACCGCCAAAUGUUGAAGCAGUCAUAAUGAAGAUGAAAAUGCGGUGGGCUGGUCAUAUAAUUAGACUUCCUCCAGAAAGAAUCUGCAGAAAAUUGACGGUUUGGGAAUAUCCAAGCGGAGUGAAGAGGAGAAAAGGAAGACCGAGAAAAAGAUGGGCUGAUGACAUCCAACAAGAAGUCAAAGUGCACCAACACAACAUCAAUAUACAAGGCCUCGGGGGAGGCGGAAGAAGAAGGAUCGGGAUUAUAGCCAGCAAAAUGCCCUGGUCACGAAUGGCAAGAUCUCGAAGUUCCUGGAAACAUCUAGUCCACAGCUACAUGCUCGAAUAA
Caenorhabditis angaria is the source of this 3042-nucleotide messenger RNA. NCBI's taxonomy places the organism in Eukaryota, Metazoa, Nematoda, Chromadorea, Rhabditida, Rhabditidae. The record is from the annotation of a GenBank genome assembly.